Messenger RNA from Rasamsonia emersonii CBS 393.64, 4338 nucleotides. Its product is annotated as AdoMet-dependent rRNA methyltransferase spb1. The record is from RefSeq and is a predicted model, not a curated record. Gene Ontology annotation, molecular function: histone H3K79 methyltransferase activity; rRNA (uridine-2'-O-ribose)-methyltransferase activity; rRNA (guanine) methyltransferase activity. Lineage: Eukaryota; Fungi; Ascomycota; Eurotiomycetes; Eurotiales; Trichocomaceae. Bases 1 to 4338 code for a protein of 1445 amino acids. Gene Ontology annotation, cellular component: nucleus; nucleolus; preribosome, large subunit precursor. The transcript is spliced from 7 exons. Gene Ontology annotation, biological process: maturation of 5.8S rRNA from tricistronic rRNA transcript (SSU-rRNA, 5.8S rRNA, LSU-rRNA); maturation of LSU-rRNA from tricistronic rRNA transcript (SSU-rRNA, 5.8S rRNA, LSU-rRNA); rRNA methylation.
AUGGCGAUCCAGAAGAAGCAUGGAAAGGGCCGUUUGGACAAGUGGUAUAAACUUGCCAAAGAAAAAGGCUACCGGGCACGAGCAGCAUUCAAAUUGAUCCAGCUUAACAAGAAAUAUGGCUUUCUCGAGAAGAGCAAAGUACUUCUCGAUCUGUGCGCAGCGCCCGGGUCAUGGUGUCAAGUUGCGGCAGAAUGUAUGCCGGCAGGAAGCCUCAUCGUCGGAGUCGACCUCGCCCCGAUCAAACCCAUUCCGCGAGUCAUUACCUUUCAGGGCGACAUCACGACAGACAAGUGUCGUUCCACCAUCCGUUCGCAUUUCAAACAUUUGAAGGCUGAUACGGUGCUGCACGACGGUGCGCCCAACGUCGGUACGGCGUGGAUCCAGGAUGCCUUCUCUCAAGCCGAACUCGCGUUGCAGGCAUUGAAGCUGGCUACCGAAUUCUUAAAGGAGGGCGGCACGUUCGUAACUAAGGUGUUCCGCUCCAAAGACUACAACCCGCUGCUGUGGGUUCUUAAGCAACUCUUCACGUCGGUCGAGGCUACGAAACCGCCAUCCUCCCGAAAUGUUUCUGCCGAGAUCUUUGUUGUCUGCCGUGGGUUCAAAGCCCCCAAACGCCUUGACCCCAGAUUCUUGGAUCCCAAGCAUGUGUUCGCUGAAUUGGCCGAUCCCACGCCGAACAAUGAAGCGAAGGUCUUUAAUCCGGAUAAGAAGAAGCGGAAGAGGGAGGGUUACGAAGAGGGCGACUAUACCCAACACAAGGAGAUCCCCGUGACCGAAUUCAUCAAUUCGACCGAUCCAAUUGCGAUCCUGGGCACGUACCACAAGCUUAGUUUCCAGCAGUCUCCGGGAGGGGACCUGGCGCUGGCCACUUUGGAAAGACUGGAAGAAACGACCGAUGAGAUUCGGGCUUGUUGCGAAGAUCUUCGGGUUUUGGGUAAAAAGGAAUUCCGGAACCUCUUGAAAUGGAGACUGAAAGUCCGCGAGAAAUUCGGUCUUACAGUCAGGAAGAAACAAGCGCAAGAUGAGGAGGCGGAGGAGGUGACUGAAGUUGCGCCGCUGGAUGACGAAUUGGCGAUUCAGGAAGAGUUGCAACGCCUGCGUGAGAAAGAAGACGCACGGAGAAAGAAGGAGAGGCGCAAGGAAAAUGAGAGAAAACGCAAGGAAAUCAUACGGAUGCAGAUGCAUAUGAUUACGCCUACGGAGAUUGGAAUGGAACAGAGCGGACCGACCGGGGAGGACUCUAUGUUUGCCUUGAAGACGGUCAAUCAGGAGAACGCGACGGACAAGAUCGCUGCGGGAAAGGGCGCUGAUCUACUGAGUGACGAAGAAGAAUCAGAGUCAUCAGAAGAAAGCGAUGACGAGACAGACGAGGAGGAAGAUCGACUGGAGCGAGAGCUGGACUCGAUGUACGAACAAUAUCAGGAGCGCAAAGAAGAGCGCGACGCGAAACUGCGAGCAAAGAAGGCCCGAAAGGAUUACGAAGAGGAGGAAUGGGAGGGUUUCUCCGACAACAACAAGGGUGACAACAGCGAAACUUCAGAUGAGGAAGGCUCUGAUUCCGCUGUGGCUGUUACUGGUGGCAAACGCCCCGUGUCUGAUCAUCUGUCGAACAAGGCGGCACUAUUCUUCGACCAGGAUAUCUUCCAAGGCCUGGGGGACGUCAAUGAAAUCGAGGAUGAGGAUAGCGCCAUUGAGGUGGAUGGUGAUGACAAGUCAGCCAACAAAGCUGCUACUUCUGCAAAGAAGUCUACGCGCGGAGAGUCCGCCCCGGAAAAGUCUUCAUCCAAACAGAAGACCGAACCUCACAAGGAUUUUGAAGAAUCUUCUGAUGAGGAGGAACUUAAAGAUCCCCGGACAAAGGAUGGCCGUCUAGAUAUCGACAUUAUCACUGCAGAGGCGAUGGCUCUUGCACAGCAAAUGGCUGCCGGAGAAAAGAAGUCGGAAGAUGUAGUGGACGAUGGGUUCAACAAGUAUUCGUUCCGGGACACCGAGGGUCUGCCAGAUUGGUUCCUGGACGACGAGAACAAGCACAGCCGUCCUAACCGGCCAAUCACCAAGGAAGCCGCAGCAGCCAUCAAGGAAAAGAUGCGCGCAAUCAAUGCCCGGCCUAUCAAAAAGGUUCUAGAAGCGAAGGCUCGCAAGAAAUACAAGGCUGCUAAGCGGCUGGAGAAGCUGCGCAAGAAGUCUGCUCUCCUGGCUGAGGAAGAGGGCGUCAGUGAGAGGGACAAGGCGCAAGCGAUUGCGAAGUUGUUGAGCAAGGCAGCCAGGAAGAAACCGAAGCAACAAGUGAAAGUGGUGGUCGCCAAGGGCAGCAACAAAGGAAUCCGUGGCCGUCCCCGGGGGGUGAAGGGCAAGUACAAGAUUGUGGAUGCACGGUUGAAGAAAGACAUCCGAGCACAGAAGAGACUCACCAAGAAGAAGAAGCCACCGUGCAUGAUACUAAUGUUGGGGAUAUUUACUACUUCACAUCCUACUUUACUGUAUAUUGUUCUUAGCUCAUUUUCACAGCCUAUCGCAGAUAGCAGGCGUAAUCACGGGAUCCAGGGCCAUGGUUGUGGCGCCAGCCUUCCCGCGGGGCCGGAGUCCGGACAGCGCGCAUGGCGGGACACGGAGUGGACAGCCUCGCUGGCGACGCUCACAGCAGACGUGCCGCUGUCCUGUGCGACUAAGACUAGAAAAACCCCCACCGCGGACAGAGAAGCCCUCGACCUUCUCUUCCGGCAUAUCGUCUCGCCUCCCUUUCUCGCCGCCUGCGCUUGCGCUUCGGAAUUCGCCCCCGGGUCUCGGAGUCCCCCGAGUCCCGCGCGCGACAUGGGAUUCUUCGAUCAUCUCCAGAAGGGAGGUGCCUUCUCUCUCCAAGCCAAGAAACCGCAGAUUCGCAAGGUUGUCCAGACAAAGCCGGCGCAACCGUCGCGAUCAUCGUCCGCCAGUGCUGCAGAAAAUGGCACAACAUCUCUGCCACGAUCCGCAUCCACGAACAAAUCACGCGAGCCGAACGGCAAGCCAGUCUCUUCACGCCCUCACAAAGCCGACCCUUCCUCCAAGCGACGGUUAAGUACCCCAUUUAGGAACUUGAAGAGGCCAUCGCCGGCAGAACAGAGGCUGUCUAGCGACGAUGAUGACAGCGACACGGAUACUUCUUUCGAGGUGCGCAAACGAGUACGGGUGAGCGCCAGCGUCGAGCCGGAUCUGGAGCGACACAUACGAUCUGUCGAAGCAUUUUCAACAGAGGGCCAAAAGACACUUUCCAUGGUACAUGCGGCAGAUAUCGCAUCCGCGCAGGGCUCUGGAAAGUACAGGCGUGCAUUUGAGGGAUCGGGUGACCCUGCUGAGAUUGUGCUGCAAUAUCCCAGUACUUUGAAAGGAGAGAGAUACCAGCUUGUUGUACCGCGCGACAAAGAUGAUUUCAAGCCUCUCGAUGAUAUUGUUCAGGUGGUUGAAAUUGUUUCCCAGCACUAUAUCCCCGAAGAUGCCGCAGACGAGUUCGACAACGAGUCAACUGGAAUCAAGCGUCGAAUCCGACGAGCCCUGGCUCACGCCUCCGAGUCCGAGUUUUGUCAAGCGAUAACAGACUAUAACAAUGCUAUUGAAAGACUGGUGGCUGAUGGAACCAUUGCUAAACAUUUGGAUGCGACUCAUGGUUUGCGACUACCUCUCGUCGAGCGAAUAUUGACCCAGAUAUACUCACGGACCGUCUCGCCACGCGUCGAUUCGCUGCGCCAGUACGAGAACGGGACGGACAAUGUAUAUGGCGAGCUUCUUCCGCGAUUCAUAAGUACCAUCUUCAAGGAGACCAAACUUAAGUCCAGUCAAGUCUUUGUAGAUCUGGGAUCCGGAGUCGGGAACGUGGUCCUGCAAGCAGCACUGGAAAUCGGCUGCGAGAGCUGGGGUUGCGAAGUGAUGCCUAAUGCCUGUGAUCUAGCGGAACUGCAGCAAGCAGAGUUUAAGGCACGAUGUCGACUGUGGGGGAUUGCCCCCGGCAAGACGCAUCUUGUCCGUGGAGACUUUCUCAAGGAGGAGAGCAUCAUCAAGGUGCUCCAGCGUGCCGAUGUGGUCCUGAUCAACAACCAGGCGUUCACUCCGCAGCUCAACAACGCGCUGAUCAACUUCUUCCUCGACAUGAAAGAAGGGUGUCAGAUCGUGUCGCUCAAGUCGUUUGUGCCUGCAGGCCACAAGAUCCAGUCGCGCAAUCUCAACUCCCCGAUCAACCUGCUCACCGUGAAGCAAAGAAACUACUGGUCCGACUCGGUGAGCUGGACCGAUGUCGGGGGUACAUACUUCAUCGCCACAAAGGACAGUUCUCGGUUGAAGAAAUUUGUCGAAGAGAUGAAGGAGUAG